AUGUAUUCAAGAUGGCGGCCACCGGAGGAAGCCACCUAUCGAAUGGUCGAGUUAAUGUGGGCUUGCUGCGCGAAUGCGCGAGAAGGGAACUUCUUCAGUGCUUGAAUAAACAGCCUGGAUCUAAGGCUCUGGUUUGGGACGACAAGCUUACUGGGCCGUUUGGUUUGAUUGCUGAAUACAAGCUAUUAAAGGAACAUGAAGUUGAAGUCAUGUUCCCUCUUCGUCCUGGGCGCUUACCUCCAUCACAAGUGCAUAACGUUAUAUUUAUCACAAGACCUAAACCCUCAUUGAUGGACAUUAUUGCUAAUAAUGUCCUAAGUGAGGAAGGCAAGACUGAAAGCAAGAAAAAAGAGUUCACCAUCCUUUUUGUUCCAAGAAAGACUUUGUUAUGUCAAAGGAAACUUGAGGAAUGGAAGGUAUCUUUUAUCAACAUCGAUGAAUAUCCUCUAGAGCUUAUACCAUUGGACAGUGAUGUCUUGUCACUUGAGAUGGAGUCCAGCUUCAAGGAGUGUUACUUGGAAAAUGACUCCACAUCAUUAUUUUAUGUUGCCAACUCCUUGAUGACACUUCAAACAUUGUAUGGCACAAUCCCUAAGAUUUAUGCAAAGGGAGAUAUGUCAAAGCUAGUCUUAGACAUGAUGAUGCGCAAGAAACGAGAGGCAGCUGAUGCAGAAAACCAAGUCUCACCCCAAAUCGACACACUUCUGUUAAUCGAUCGUAACAUUGACUUACUCACUCCAUUAUUUACUCAACUUACCUAUGAAGGACUGAUAGAUGAACUAUAUGGAAUACACCACACCACAGCAAAGUUUCCACCUGAGAGAUUCCCUCAAACUGAAGAGAAAGGACCCGGAGGACUUCAACAACAACAACCCACUGGACCUAAGAAAGUUGUUUUAAACUCCAGUGAUGAGUUGUUCUAUGAUAUACGAGAUCUAAAUUUCUCUGCUGUGGGAAUUCACUUGAGCAGGAAAGCCAAGCAGAUUAGUGCUGCAUUUGAGGAGCACAAAAGUGCCAAAACAGUGGGUGAAAUGAAACAGUAUGUUCAGAGGAUUCCAUUUAUGCAAAGAGCAAAAGCUUCUCUUGCAACUCAUACGACCAUAGCAGAGAUGGUCAAGGAACAAACUGAUUCUGAAGAGUUCAGAGAACGUAUUCAAGUUGAACAAGAACUGGCUCAAGGCUUGGACACGGAUAAAAUCAACCCUUACAUAGAGAAAUGCUUUGGAUUGAAGAAACCGCUGAUUACCGUGCUUCGUUUGUUGUGCGCUCAGUGUUUAACAAAUAACGGUUUUAAACCGAAGAUGUUGGAGUUCUACUAUCGGGAAAUCCUACAGACAUAUGGCUUUGAGCAUACAUACAGGACGCUUUCUACAUUGGAAACUGCUGGCUUGCUAAGAGCGCAGACGCAGCCGUCUCGAUCUUACAAUCAAUUGCGCAAGUCAAUGAAGCUUGUCGUGGAAGAUGUCCAAGAGCAGAACCCAAACGACAUCGCAUACGUCUUUUCAGGAUACGCGCCGCUCACUGUCCGGCUGGCGCAGUUUCUGGCGCGGCCGCAGGGCUGGAGAGGACUUGAAGAGGUCCUUCGGUUGCUCCCAGGCCCCGCAGUGGAAGAAGUCCAACGGCUGCCUCCUGGUCUCCAGAAAAGGCCAUCGACAGGCGUAGACAGUUCCAUGGAUGGUCCACCAAAAGUAACAUUGGUUUUCUUCAUUGGAGGUUGUACACACGCUGAGAUUUCUGCCCUGAGAUUUCUUACUCAGCAGGAAAAUAGCUCAACAGAGUAUUUAGUAGCAACAACCAAGAUUAUCAACGGCACGUCGCUAAUCGAAUCCAUCAUGGAGGAAGGCGCCCCUGUUGAGGCAAACCCAUUUUCAUAAUUUUUAGAAUGCUCUUGAUGAGAACUUGUUCACGAACAUCUGUGAAUUUAUCCUUCUCCGCUUGUGUUUGUGAGAGAGUAAGUGAUCACGCGUGUUUUGGCUGUUUCACGAUGUGCAAUCUCGGUUUAGUCUUCGCGUAAUUUUGGUGGUGUCUUCGCUUUUGAAUCGAGAUUUACGCUCUUGAUUAUCUUUUUUACAGAGACACUUUUCUCGUCAGCAUAAGAAAAAUCUAUUGUAUAAUUACAAAUAUUCAACAAAUGUAAAAUAUAUACAAAUUGAGAAUCUUUUUUGGAGCAUAUCCAGAACGUGAAAUAGGAUUAUUUUCAAAGAAAUAAACUCAGAAGUUUUUAAACUAGACGUGUUAUCAGUCCGAGUGAGUUCCUGAAAGAGGGCUGCUGUUUCAGCCGCAAUUUAUUCCUGUUUCCAUAACUAGAAAUGUCUCACUACACAAGGUGAUGAACUGACGGAAAAACUUUUGUCUGUGGUGUGAGAUUCAAUCCGCCGUUUAUUUACUAGAGUAUUUGUUUUGCUCUUGUGAUGCUCCAAUAUUGUUCAGCCAUUUUUUCCCUUCCCUCUUCCUUCUUUCUCUUGAUUUUGCUCCUUAGUCCUCAGUAUUUCCACAUGUCCAUAACAUAUCUUACGCGAACAGGGGAAGAUUUUGAAAAUGUUCACUUUCUCAACUAGAAUCACGUAUGAUAUAAUUUGUUUUGUCAAUGUGAUAUUUAAAACCUGCGGGUUAUUCUCUAUUUUUAUCCGGUUUUGAGCCAAAAAUACUAUCCAAAGGAAGUGAAGGAUUGUGGUCUUUCGUUAAGCAGAAAUUUUAAUAUUCAUACUUUGUAGUUCAGUGUUCUUCAUUAAAAUUUAAUUAUUCGACCAUCACGUGCAUCUUCACAUGAGGAAGAAAAUGGCGACCGAAGCUAAAUUUAAACGAUAUGUUGUGACAAGGAAAUAAAGAAAUGUCCACACUUUUGCGUCCAAACUUGUCGUUGGUACCAACAUGGUUUGUGGUCUUCAGCUUGGAAAGUGAAUAUGCCUUGGUGGGACGUAAGAUGGAAUGAAUGGUUAUAUCAAAUGGUUGGAUCAAAUGAAAACAUCAAAUGAAAGCGCGUUAAACUCCUGUUGGAAUUUUCUCCUGGAAAGAUACGACCACAGCAGAGAUGAUCAAGGAACAAACUGAUUAUGAAGAGAUCAGAGAACGUAUUCAAGUGGAACAA
Messenger RNA from Pocillopora verrucosa, 3088 nucleotides. The record is from RefSeq and is a predicted model, not a curated record. Lineage: Eukaryota; Metazoa; Cnidaria; Anthozoa; Scleractinia; Pocilloporidae.